AUGGCAGAGUUGAAGUACAUUUCUGGAUUUGGUAAUGAGUGUGCCUCAGAGGAUCCUCGCUGCCCAGGUGCCCUGCCAGAAGGACAGAAUAAUCCUCAAGUUUGCCCUUACAAUCUGUAUGCUGAGCAGCUCUCAGGAUCAGCUUUCACUUGUCCACGGAGCAGCAAUAAAAGAAGCUGGCUAUAUAGGAUUCUACCUUCGGUUUCUCACAAGCCUUUUGAAUCCAUUGACCAAGGCCAUGUCACUCACAACUGGGAUGAAGUUGAUCUUGAUCCUAACCAGCUGAGAUGGAAACCAUUUGAGAUUCCAAAAGCCUCUCAGAAGAAAGUGGACUUCGUGAGUGGCCUGCACACCUUGUGUGGAGCUGGAGACAUCAGGUCUAACAAUGGGCUUGCUGUCCACAUUUUCCUCUGCAACACCUCCAUGGGGAACAGAUGCUUUUACAGUUCAGAUGGAGACUUCUUGAUUGUUCCCCAGAAAGGGAAACUUCUCAUUUACACGGAGUUUGGCAAGAUGCUUGUUCAGCCCAACGAGAUAUGCGUCAUUCAGAGAGGAAUGCGAUUCAGCAUAGAUGUCUUCGAGGAGACCAGGGGCUACAUCCUGGAGGUCUACGGCGUCCACUUUGAGUUGCCUGACCUGGGACCGAUUGGAGCCAAUGGCUUGGCCAAUCCUCGUGAUUUCUUGAUACCUGUUGCCUGGUAUGAAGAUCACCAAGUGCCAGGUGGUUACACUGUGAUUAAUAAAUACCAGGGCAAGAUGUUUGCUGCCAAACAGGAUGUCUCCCCGUUCAAUGUUGUGGCCUGGCAUGGGAAUUAUACGCCUUACAAGUACAACUUGGAGAACUUCAUGGUCAUCAACUCAGUGGCCUUUGACCACGCAGACCCAUCCAUUUUCACAGUAUUGACUGCCAAGUCUGUCCGCCCCGGAGUGGCCAUCGCUGAUUUUGUCAUCUUCCCACCGCGAUGGGGAGUUGCUGAUAAGACCUUCAGGCCUCCUUAUUACCACAGGAACUGCAUGAGUGAAUUCAUGGGACUCAUCAAAGGUCACUAUGAGGCAAAGCAAGGUGGGUUCCUGCCAGGGGGAGGCAGCCUUCACAGCCCAAUGACGCCCCAUGGGCCUGAUGCCGACUGCUUUGAGAAGGCCAGUAAAGCCAAGCUGGCACCUGAGAGGAUUGCUGAUGGCACCAUGGCAUUUAUGUUUGAGUCUUCUCUAAGUAUGGCCGUCACCAAGUGGGGGCUGAAGACCUCUAAUUGUUUGGAUGAGAACUACUACAAGUGCUGGGAACCUCUCAAGAGCCACUUCACCCCCAAUUCCAGGAACCCUGCAGGAACUAAUUGA
Messenger RNA from Mesoplodon densirostris (Blainville's beaked whale), 1338 nucleotides. RefSeq names its product homogentisate 1,2-dioxygenase (gene HGD). The transcript is spliced from 14 exons. Gene Ontology annotation, biological process: L-phenylalanine catabolic process. NCBI's taxonomy places the organism in Eukaryota, Metazoa, Chordata, Mammalia, Artiodactyla, Ziphiidae. The coding region runs from base 1 to 1338 and encodes 445 amino acids. Gene Ontology annotation, cellular component: cytoplasm. Gene Ontology annotation, molecular function: homogentisate 1,2-dioxygenase activity. The record is from RefSeq and is a predicted model, not a curated record.